ACCUACGGCCUGGUGAAGCGGGGCAUCGAGACGGUGCGCUUCCCCGAGGCCGUGAAGCCCGAGGCCGGCGCUUUGGUUCGAAACCUUUGCCAUCGGAACCCAGAGGUGCGCCUUCGCACCCCCGUGCUCCGAGAGCACGGCUUCUUCCGGCGCUUCGACUGGCCAGGAUUGCAGCAACUGCGCAUGGCACCACCACUGGUGCCGCAGGUGCGAGGGCCGCGGGACCUCACGAACUUUAGGGACUGUGAGCAUGAGGACCCCCAGGACAUGCCCUACCAGGACACGGGCAGCGGCUGGGACAUCGGCUUCGAGGACGACAUUCUCUCCAGCGGCGCGUCGGCCGCGGCGGCGGCCGCGCCCAUGCUGUCGUUGCCAACUCCUGGUGCUUCUGCAAGUGCGGCAUCUACGCCCACACGUGUUCCAGCUGGUAGCCCCCAGGCGUAUAGGCCCGUACCCAUCGCGGCGCAAGUGGCGCCGCGCACUUCGCCGCCCUGCUCCCCGCGGAGGGCGGCCCCCAGAUACCAGGCAACGACAAGCGCGCGCGGACCAUGGCAGGCCCAGGCCCAGGCGCACGACCGGAAGGUUGCAGCAGGCAGCUUCAUGCCGCGCGCGCAGUCUCCGCCCACUUCUCCAGUGCUCGGCGGCGGUUAAAGCGAUCUUUGCGAGCUCUGUCUACUUCAGCGACAGCGAAAGAAGCAAAUGCACUCUGAGGUCCAAAGUGCGUGAUAUCAGGUCUAGUUGUUUGAACUUUCACCUGAGGUGGCCACUGACAACUGCGGGCCGGUUCUGA
This is a messenger RNA of Effrenium voratum, 790 nucleotides long. The record is from the annotation of a GenBank genome assembly. NCBI's taxonomy places the organism in Eukaryota, Dinophyceae, Suessiales, Symbiodiniaceae.